UCGCAUCAUCCUGGGGCUUCUGAAUUCUUCGGAUAAAGCUGGAGGAUAGAAGCUGAUUGUGUUUACAUGAUUUUUGGCUGUUCCUAAAAGCAGAAGGGCGGAACAGCGAUGCAAAUGGACUUAAAUGCCAUCAUAGAGAAAAUGGAAACGGGCGAUCAAGACGCCGCGCUGACAGCUUUACAGACCUAUAAUAAAGAGGUAAAUAAGUCACAAUGUUUUUCGUUUACCCCAGGGGAGGAGGAAGACAGAGAGAAUGGACAUUUGCCAGAGCGGCUGGGCGAGCUAGUGCUCGGCUUCCUGGAGCGAGACCUGCAGCCUUCAUGUCAGCUGGCCUGUCUGGAAAGCAUUCGCAUCCUCUCGCGUGAUAAGAAGUGCCUGGCUCCAUUCGCCACCCGCCACGCCAUGCAGAUACUGAUCCGACAUGCCGGCUUGGAUCAGGGCGAAGGUGUCACGCCUGAGAUCCCAGACCUGGAAGUAAUCGUGGAAGCCCUGAAGUGCUUAUGCAACAUCAUCUUCAACAGUGAAGCAGCUCAGGAGGUGGGCACGGAGCUUCAAAUGAUCGUGGGAUUGGCAGAGAGGAUGAAACAGUGCCGUGAGCCACAAUGGAAUCACGAUGUUCGAUUCUUCGACCUGCGGCUCACGUUUUUGAUUACCGCCCUCCGGGUGGAUGUGAGAACCCAGCUUGCACGCGAACUGCGGGGUGUUAGUCUGCUCUCAGAGGUACUGGAUGCCACACUCUGCCUCUGUUGGCCUGACACGUAUGAGGUGGCCCGUGCGGGCGUGGACGGGUGCUCAGAGCUACCCGAGUUGGGGAGGCAGGAGACGGAGCGAGCCAUGGAGAUCUUAAAGAUUCUUUUCAAUGUCACCUUCGAUUCCAACCGCCGUAAGGUGGACGAGGAGGAAGCAGCCACUUACAGACACCUGGGUGCCAUAUUGAGACAUUGUAUUAUGAGCACCUCAGAGGGGGAGGAACGCACAGAGGAGAUGCACAGCCACACAGUGAACCUGCUGGGGAACCUGCCUCUUCCAUGUCUUGAUGUCUUGCUGAUGCCUAAAGUCCAGCAGGGGUCUAUUGAAUACAUGGGUGUCAACAUGGAUGCUGUCAAAGUGUUGCUGGAGUUUAUGGAGAAAAGACUCGACAGGGGAAACAAGCUAAAGGAAACCCUGCUGCCUUCAUUAAAUCUACUGACGGAGAGUGCCCGCAUUCACAGAGAGACGAGAAAAUUCUUACGAAUGAAAGUGCUUCCCCCAUUACGAGAUGUCAAAAACCGACCCGAGGUUGGUAACGCCCUGCGAAAUAAGUUGGUGCGUCUAAUGACCCACAUAGACACAGACGUGAAGCACUGUGCGGCUGAGUUCCUGUUUGUGCUGUGCAAAGAGAGUGUUUCCAGGUUCAUCAAGUACACAGGUUAUGGUAAUGCGGCGGGUUUGCUGGCGGCACGGGGCCUGUUGAGAGGGGGGCGAGAUCCUGGUCACUAUUCUGAGGACGAGGACAGCGACACUGAGGAGUACAGAGAGGCGAAGCCUCAUAUCAAUCCUGUAACUGGACGUGUGGAGGGAGAGCAGCCCAACCCAAUGGAGGGAAUGACUGAAGAACAGAAAGAAUAUGAGGCCAUGAAACUAGUCAACAUGUUCGACAAACUCUCCAGGCAGCAGGUAAUCCAGCCAAUGAAAAUUGGAGCUGACGGUAAAAUGACCUCAUUGGAACCACAAGAACUCCAAUUUUUAGCCCAUCAACAGUUUGGAGAACCCAAUAAUUCUGAAAGUGACAGCGAUACAAACUAAUGGGGCAUCCCCGAAUUCCAUUGAUGGGAUAUUUGGAAUGUUGCAGUGCAAGCAAGCACUUGAGUCCUUUAACAGGACAGAUUGGAUUGCUUAUUUAAAUAUAGGCCUAAUCAAAAAUAAAAACUCUUGGUGAGUCAUAUUAAAGAAUCGAAUCUUUCGACACAACCGCUGUUUACUCAUAUCACCUAGUGAUAUUGUUUUCAGUUCAUUUGAAGUUUAUUGUGUUGGCCUGUAAUAUGUUCUAUACAAUGACAGUGAAAACAUGGUUUAGUUCCACAGAGCUUGUAUUUAUUAAUUUAACAGAAUUCAUUUACAGUAAUGGAACUUUCUGUAUUCAUAACACUAUAUGAUGUCAUGGGAGCACAGAUUAAUUUUUCAUUUAGACUGUGGCCUAAGAAGUAUGUAUGAAUGAUGACAAUGAGAGAGCACUGCUAUUUAUUCAUUUGGUUUUAGGAUGAACUGAACUGAGCAGGGGAAUUAUUUUAAGUUACGAUUUUAAAAAAGAGUUUAUGGAAUAUGUGAUAUUUUCAGAGAAUCAUUCUUCCUUUUGCUUAAAACAUUUCGGUUUUGCACUACAGCAUGUAAAGCCUCCUGUGUUCAGUUUUGUUCUUUGGCAUGGUUAUUAUUAUUGGAUCAACUCUUCAACACAAAUAGUGAAUUGUGAUGUGUGUGGAAAAGGGGCGAGUUGCUGUAUGUUGUUGUAGGUAGCCACAGUGAUCCAUUGGUAAAGAUGUUCAUAUAAUACAGUAUGUAUGAACGACUGAGAGGAAUGUUGUAUUUCAAAUGAUUUGUAUCACGUUGUGUUAAAAGAACUUGAUUGUGAUAUCAGUAAUAAAA
This is a messenger RNA of Myxocyprinus asiaticus (Chinese sucker), 2622 nucleotides long. Its product is annotated as synembryn-A-like. Gene Ontology annotation, molecular function: G-protein alpha-subunit binding; guanyl-nucleotide exchange factor activity. The coding region runs from base 109 to 1785 and encodes 558 amino acids. NCBI's taxonomy places the organism in Eukaryota, Metazoa, Chordata, Actinopteri, Cypriniformes, Catostomidae. The transcript is spliced from 11 exons. The record is from RefSeq and is a predicted model, not a curated record. Gene Ontology annotation, cellular component: plasma membrane; cytoplasm. Gene Ontology annotation, biological process: G protein-coupled receptor signaling pathway.